GCAACAUUAUGGUAAAUAAAGGAAUUGUAUAAAAUCGUGCUGGCAACACUGCCCGCCGAUUGUAAUUUGUAAUCGCCCCUCUUGCCUUCCGACCACCGGCCUAUGUACACAUGUUCAAUUUAUAUUUCUCAUAAUUAAAGUGAUUUUUCCAUACACAUCGGAGUCAACUUAUUAUUCAACCUAUGGUAAUACAGUCCUGCUGCGCACAUGGUCCUUCGAGCCCUCCGAUUGAAGACAGCAAGAGGUAAAAUACGCUUUCAUUAUUGAGAAUCAAACAUUUUGCAAAAAGACAAAGGUCCGCAACGCGACGUUGCCGCUCUGAUUGACUUACGCAAUAUUCAUCUAUAAUCUACCGUGAGCCAACGCGUGAGAGCGCAAAGCAGAGAUACGUCGCCAGUGGGAGUGAGGGAGAAAGCAGCAUCGCGCCAGCGCUACGACCACGAGGUAAAAACGUGGCGAACGCAACAUCAUCGAGACGAGGGACGGCGCCCCGCGCCAUUUUGUCAUCGUCGUCUGCGCAGUGUAUCAAGUCUCUUUAUUGCAUUAAAACUAAAAGUAAAAUCAGUGCUAAUACUAAAGUGAAUAGCAAUUUCUGUUCAAAAAAGUUAUAUCAUAACUCAGUGGCGUUAUUCGAGCAAUAGUAACCAUAAAUCAGUGUAUUUCGGAAAUACCUAUUAGUAUAUACGUCGUAAAUCAUAAUGGAGGACGAAUUAUCAAGGAAGAAUGUAGCACGCGGUUACGCAAAGCGCACAAUCACGCGGCUUUAUCAGUAUUUAGAAGCAGAAGAGGCAAAUCUACUAAAGAACCACGUGGAGGAACUCAUGGUUCGGCGCGACCGACUGGAAAAAACCUUUAAUGAAUACGAAGACUUGUGCAAAGACAUUUUACAUUUGAAUCCCAAAGAUGAGGAGUGCGUGGACGUCGUCGAAGAAAAGUUUUACAAAAUGGUAACGAUGUUAAACAAGGCGAUUGCGCAACGUGGGUUUGCACCCGCGUCUUCAACCAAUUCAGUUGCUCAACCGAGUGUAGCGGCAAAAACUCACUUACCUCCCGUGGACAUCCAACAGUUUAACGAUAGCUUUACAACGAGAGCCUACCAAAUGGAUAGAAGCUCUGAUAACAAGCCGAGCCUGGAAGAGUUUCUCCAGUACCUUGAGAAACGGGCCUUGGCUUUAGAAAAUGCUGAGCAAGGUCACACUGCGGGUAACUCACGGGUAGCAGCUCUCGCCACGCAGGGAUCAUCAUGCAGUUACUGUAAGUCCAAAGAACAUAAACUUUUUAAAUGUAAAAAAUUCUAUUUAUUGACAGCACAGGAAAGAAUAUUAUUCAUAGAAAAGAAUAAACUUUGUAUUACAUGUUUAGGUACACAUAAGGGCAAAUGUAGGUUUCACUUCCGAUGCUCAGACUGCAAGGGCUGUCACAACAGCUUAGUCUGCAAUUCUCCCGCCCUGGCACCUCCUGUUACUAUGACAGGCAACAUUGAUAAUAAUGUACUCCUGCCCACAGCAAGAGUAAAGGUGUUCAGCAAGAAUGGCCGAGAGUACCGCAUCAAGGCUUUACUAGAUAGCGGUUCACAGGUAUCGUUAGUGACCUCAAAGGUCAUAAAAAUAUUAGGUUUGACUCCCACACCCAAUAACACAAAUAUUAUUGGCAUAUCUAACACUAAAAAUAAUACAAAGUACUGCAUCCCAUUAGAGGUGCAUUCUAUGCACAUUCCGUUCAAAAAAAUCAUCAACUGUCAUGUAGUAGAAAAUAUAACUUGUAAACUUCCCCAGAGUAACAUUGAUAUUUCCAAAAUUCACAUACCAAAUAAUAUAACUUUAGCCGAUGAACAGUUCAAUGUACCAAGUGAAAUACAUAUUCUCAUUGGUGCGGAUGUGUUUUUCCAGACCCUGUUGCCGAGCAAUCAGAGCGUGGUGGUGGUGCCAAUGAACCUCAGCUCACCAGCUGCAAGUGAUCCUCACGGGUCACAACAGGUUCUCCCUACUGCUUCGUGUCACACUACAUCACAAGGGUCUCCAGGGUUUGAAUUACACAUAUUUCCAACACUAUUUGGUCACAUAAUAGGAGGAGGUUUGCCAGUCGAUUUAUCCAAACCAUCUUGUCACAAAGUAGCAUUAAAAUGUGAGCUAGAUAUACAAAAAACAAUUUCUCAGUUUUGGUCUUAUGAAAAGGUCCCAGAAUUAUUCCAUGAAAAAACUUCUGAACAGGAGCUGUGUGAACAAAUAUUUCAAAGCUCUGUCAAAUUAGAAAAUAAUCACUUUCAAGUUGCCUUACCAUUGAAAUUACCUUUAGAAGAUAUUAAUGGCAUAUUAGGCGAAUCCUUUCACCUUGCUUUAAAGAGAUUUUUAAAUUUAGAAAAGAAAUUGCAUUCAAAUCCAAAUCUAUUCAUGCAAUAUCAAAGAUUUAUCCAUGAAUACUUAUCACUUAACCAUGGUCAUUAUAUGGACAUUGAACUGUAUGACAUAAACAAACAAGCAACUUACUAUUUACCCCAUCAUGCAGUAAUAAAUGAAAAUUCAAGUACAACCCGACUUCGGUGUGUAUUUGAUGCUUCAAUGAAAACUGACAAGAAGGUCAGCCUAAACAGUUUACAACUCAAUGGACCGGUAGUGCAAAAAGAUCUUUUUGAUAUACUCAUGCUAUUCAGAUUUGGCAAAUAUACAUUCACAACGGACAUAAAACAUAUGUUCCGCAAUAUAAAAAUUGAUCCCAAAUUCACUUCUCUACAAAACAUUCUUUGGAGAGACAAUCCAAGUGAAUCAAUUAAAUGUAUUAGAUUAGACACAGUAACAUACGGGUUAAAAAGCUCUAGUUACUUGGCAACACGUUGUUUAAAGGAGCUAGCAAUUAGGUACGAAAAUUUGUAUCCUCUAGCUUCCAACAUAAUUAAUAAUCAUACAUAUGUUGACGAUAUUCUUUACACAGAUCAUGAUUUCAACUCAGUUAUAACUGCAAGGAAUCAACUACGCGAAAUACUCAGUCUAGGUGGAUUUCAUACACACAAGUGGGCCUCAAAUAAUAAAAGCAUACUGUCAGAUAUACCACAGACCGAGCAACAACAUUUUUGUAGUUUAGAUUUGCAAAAAGAAAAUUUUGACAUGAAAGCUUUAGGGCUGCGCAUUAAUGUUAUAGAUGAUAACUUUAUAAUAUCAUCCCCUGAACCGUUUAACCCUAAAGAAAUAACAAAAAGAAGAAUAUUAAGUUACAUAGGUAGGUUCUACGACCCUAUGGGGUUUGCAAGUCCUAUUAUAGUAACAGCAAAGGUCAUCAUGCAAAAAUUAUGGCUACAAAAUAUUGAUUGGAAUUCCACUCCCCCUCUUAACAUUCAAGAAGAGUGGCUACAGUUUACAGCUGAUCUAUUAGCAAUGGAGCCAAUUAAACUAAGUAGAAAUAUAGAUAUUUCAGAAAAUUACACUGCAGAGCUGGUGGGAUUUGCUGAUGCUUCGAGUUCCACGGCCUACGGUUGCUGUGUAUACCUGCGAGUCAACAAAUUAGGUAACUCAAAUGCUUACUUGCUCUGUUCGAAAUCUAGAAUAAAUCCUAUUCAAAAGAAGGGCAUGACAGUGCCAAGGCUUGAAUUGAAUGCUGCACUCUUGUUAUCUAAGUUAAUGGCAAAAACAUAUGAUUCACUUAAGCUUAAAGUUAAAAUAAAGGAUGUAUAUCUAUUCAGUGAUUCAAAGAUUGUUCUUGCAUGGAUUGACACUGAAUUGAUGCAGCUUCAAGCUUAUAUAGCGAACAGAGUGAGUGUCAUUCGUCAGGCUACAGGUGCAUGGUCAUGGCUUUAUGUCAACACCAAAGAAAAUCCUGCCGACCUCAUCAGCAGAGGACUAAAGCCAGGCGAGCUGAACCGGUGCCAGUUAUGGUGGAACGGGCCACAGUUUCUACGUAACAAAAUAAGGCGACAGCUGCUCAACAGCUAAUGGGCUCACUGCCAGCCAGCCGUGUCACAGCCACGAGCCGACCGUUCCAGGUUAUCGGCUUGGAUUUUGCUGGGCCUGUAGACGUCAAGCUAUCGCGAAUUAGACGCUCUGUAGUCGGAAAAGGUUAUAUAUGCGUUUUUGUAUGCUUUACAACGAAGGCAGUUCACUUAGAACUGGCUUCGGACUUAACCACAGAAACAUUUCUAGGCUGUCUCAAAAGGCAAAUAAGCAGACGUGGAAAGCCCAGCCAGGUCCACUGUGAUAAUUUUAGCUCAUUCAAAUCGGCUAGCAACCAAUUAAAUGAAUUGUAUAAGCUGCAUGCAUCUCAGUAUCACCAGGCAAACGUACAAAAAUUUGCUGCAGAACAAGGUAUAAAUUUCCAUUUCAUUCCGUGCUAUUCUCCUACGUUUGGUGGUCUCUGGGAGGCAGCAGUUAAAAGUACAAAAUACCAUUUAAGGCGAGUUGUACAAAAUAGUUUAUUAACAUAUGAACAGCUUAACACAGUUCUUUGUGAGAUUGAAGCUGUACUUAAUUCAAGACCAUUGUUAUCACUCUCAUCUGAUCCAGAUGACUUUUGUUAUUUAACACCUGGUCACUUUAUUAUUGGUAGUGCGUUAACUAUGUAUCCAGAAAACAAUUUAAUUAAUGUACCUAAAAAUAAACUUAAGUUUUGGCAGCUAUGUACUAAUUUAAAACAACAAUUUUGGAAGGUUUGGCAUAAAUAUUAUUUAAAUAUUCUCCAAAAUAGGCCAAAAUGGCGCCAAGACCAGAAUAAUGUUAAAGUAGGAAGUUUAGUUAUUCUAAAGGAUGAUAAUUUAUAUCCUAUGUACUGGCCCAUGGCACGAAUUGUAAGAUUAUGUCCUGGUCACGAUGGAAAGGUCAGGGCCGUCGAGGUCAUGACCCCAAAUAAAAAAACACACGUUCGAGCCAUUAACAAAAUAUGUGUAUUGCCAAUAGAUUCCAAUUAGUAUUUAAUUAUUAUAAGAAUGUUUAUUAAGAAAAUUUUAAAUUUAACAUUGUAAGCAACAACUAAACUUAACUUGUAAAGUGUUUAAAUUUCCAGUUUACAUAUUAUUUAACAAUUGUAUAGUUCAUAACAUCAUGAGGCCGCAGCAUGUUGCAGGCAACAUUAUGGUAAAUAAAGGAAUUGUAUAAAAUCGUGCUGGCAACACUGCCCGCCGAUUGUAAUUUGUAAUCGCCCCUCUUGCCUUCCGACCACCGGCCUAUGUACACAUGUUCAAUUUAUAUUUCUCAUAAUUAAAGUGAUUUUUCCAUACA
Molecule: messenger RNA, 5201 nt
Organism: Bicyclus anynana (squinting bush brown)
Lineage: Eukaryota; Metazoa; Arthropoda; Insecta; Lepidoptera; Nymphalidae
Exons: 3
Coding region: 699-3923 (1074 amino acids)
Biological process (GO): proteolysis
Molecular function (GO): aspartic-type endopeptidase activity
Source: RefSeq, a predicted model, not a curated record